Molecule: messenger RNA, 1568 nt
Organism: Gallus gallus (chicken)
Lineage: Eukaryota; Metazoa; Chordata; Aves; Galliformes; Phasianidae
Gene: CCDC172
Product: coiled-coil domain containing 172
Exons: 8
Coding region: 367-1140 (257 amino acids)
Cellular component (GO): cytoplasm
Source: RefSeq, a predicted model, not a curated record
CGUUUCCUGGGUGGGCUCCCUCAGCACGGCUGUGCCAUUGCACUCUCCCUGACCCAGUUGUUCAUGCUUCCCUUUCCUGAAGUUUCCCUCUGAGCCCUCACUUCUCACAGUCUGUGGUCAUCUUUCCAGGUGGCUUCCCUGCACGUUGUGGUUUCUCCCCAGAGCCUUGGAGCAGCCACGGUGGGAAGGCUGAGGCUGGAGAGCAGAGCCAAGGCCUGGCAGCACCUGGGGCAGAGCCCUGAGGGAAGGGCUGCGAGUGGGCCCACCCUGCUCUGCCCUCCCCUCAGUGCAUCCCCUGGCUUUAAGCAGCCAGCCCUGCACAGAGCAGUGAGCCCUCACACACCUGGACCUGCCCACAAGUCAGAAAUGAACCUGGAUACUUUGUUCCAACAAAUUCAGCUCACGGAAAAGCAGGCAGGCGAGAAGAGGCGCCUCAUCCAACAAGUUAAAUUUGACAUAAACAAAUAUCAUGAAAAAACUAACCAAAUGAAAGAAGAGCUGAACAGUGCAAAAAUAAAAUUAGAAACUAAGGUUCAACAGCUGUCUGAAAAAAUGUUCUUCUUAGAAAUUUUGAAGAAACGUGAAGACAGCUUGGAGAAACAGAAAGCUGAACUUAUUAACCAGAAAAGCAUUCUUCUCAAAAACUUAACAGAUGCAAAGAGAAAAAUGACUGAAGAGGAAGAUAAUUUUACUAGGGAAGUAACAGAGUUUAAUGAUGAGUAUGGACUAACAAGCAAUAGAGAACUUCUAAUUAAAAAAAAAGCCAAGACUGAAAUAAAUGAUUUAGAGAAAGAAGCUGCUGUGUUAAAAAAUGAAAUGGAGACAAUGGAACAUAAGAAUGUUCAUUUAAAUGCACUCCAGCUGCAGAAGAAUGAAUUAAAACAGGAAUUAUUUACUCUCAAAAGUGAACUCAAAGACCUUGAGAAAUUAAUCAAGGAGGCUGAAGGAACAAUGAAAGCUUUAGAAGCAGAAAAAGUCCAAGUGACUGAAAAACCUCAGACCAAUCCAGAAUGUUUAAGGCUUAAGAAAGAAUUGGAAAAUUACAAAGAUGAUGACUGGGAAAGCAUUUAUGAGACUCUUCGAACAGAAGUUGAAAUUCUGCAAAUGAAACUAUCACAGAAAAAGUCUUCAGACAAGUGAAUAAUGUGUGACACAUCUUAUGAAGUGUCAUAGAAGUUAGUCUGAGUAUUGUAAAACAAUUUCACUCAGGCUCUCUCAGGAUUGCUUUUUGUGUUUCUCGUUUGGUUAAACCAGUUUGUAUGUGCCUUUAUUUUACAUUAAGAUUGAUUUCUAUUAAUUUAAAAGUAGGGGGGAGGGGGGGUAGCUUUUGUUUGUCUUUUCUUUUUUUCUGCGUGUUUAUCCUUCCUCAAAUUAACAGCUAUCCAUCCUUAGAUUCCUCUGUUGCUCAUGAAUGGACAACACUUCAUCUGUUACACAUACAGCCAAGUUCCCAUAUUACAAACUCCAUUCUCUAUGUACUUUUUUUAGAAGGAGAAUUCUCCUUUUAAGUUAGUGAUGUGGUCUUACUUGACAGGAGGACUGCUAUUACCAUCAAUAAAUAAACUAUA